AUAAUGCAUGUAUUACAUGUUAAACAGGUUAAUGUAAAAUAAUGAAUUAUGUUGGCUUACACUUAUGGCCUUUCCAUUAUGAUUAUUACAGUCAUGUCACUCAUGUUAUAUACUUAGGCUACUGUAACGCGUUCAACCAGUUAGCAAGUCAGAAAUGUCAGUUUCCUAGUACCGACUAGCACUUGAAUGCAUUAUUAUGCUGGCUUCACAUUCUCCUGGGAUACUGGACAAUGGGAAGUCGUAACUCCGACAUGAUUGUUUUCAAGUUCUUUUCAAGUCGGAACAAUUCUUAAACCAAUAAGAUUGGCCACAUCAUUUCCUAAUUUCCCUCUUGUAAUUCCUAUUUGGAGGGUCAUUCAAGUGAAACUUCCCAGUCGGAACUAGGAAUCCCCGAGAACUCCGAUAGUACCUGAACGAGGCAUUAGUAUGUGUAAUAGCAGCUACAUACAUAGCCUACAUCUGUCUUCAGAUUUAUUUUAUGGGUGAUUUUUCCAUUGACAGAAAUGUAUUUAGUCUUCCACUCCACUCUUCCGAUACAUUUAUUUGCUGCAGACAAGAUGAUAUUCAACAGGUAGGCAUUUUGAAACCGUUCAGAGAUUACUCCAAGUAAUGGCACUCUUUGGGAUCUUUGCCAGGGAACAUUUAAAUACAUUAUCAAUGGCAAAUACUGUUUUCUAUGCUUGAUUUCACUUAAUAUUUUUGGGUGUUGCGCUCAUUGCAGUCAGAAAACAUGUUGGCCGAUCAAAACCCUUGCGGGUUUCUCUCCCCGAGUCGUACGAGAAAAUAACGGAAAACUGACCCAAGAUCAGUACUGUACAUAUGCAACUUCAACCCCAUGUAAUGCGGAGCGUGUUCCAGCUCGUCAACACAAUCGGCUGCAGGGGAGAAUCUGUGUAAUUUGACCUACAACACAAAUGCGCACCAUGACUUCAACAAAGAAGACAACUUGGAACGUACCCGAUCCUCCCAAGCGAUCAUUCUCUUUCCUGCUCCAAAUAAAGACCCUUCACACCUACCACCCUUCUAUUCAGACAACUCAGACCUACGGCUGACACCUUUAGUCUCUCUAUCUCUCUCUUUCUUUCUAUACAUCCUCUUUGUACAGAUCUCUUGAUCUAUCCAUCUGGCUGCAUCUUAAAAUGGCUCCUGGCUCCAGCCGUAAGCUGUGUCCUAGCUGUAAAACAUCAAUAGGAGUAGCCUCAAAGAAGUGCAAGUUCUGUGGUGCAAUAAUACAGCUGAAGGUGAAGUUAGAGGCCCAGAAAAUGAAGGCUACUGAUGAAUGGGCAACUAAGACUAUUAAAUAUGGAAGAUUUGCAACCUUGAUUAAUGCAGCAAACAAGCUGGUACAUAGGUUCCACAAGUUAGGAGUGUACCCCCUGCUACUCCUCAGCAAGAGGAAGAAGGGUAACAUUUUGUCGUCAACUGCACUGUGUCCUCACAGUGGUAUGAUGAACCAGACCUCAAUGGCAGAAAUCCAAAGGUUGUAUGAGGCAACUGUGAAAGUGGCAAUCAACACCCAUACCCCCACACUACAACCCUCCAACCCUCCCCCUGUUGCUGCCCAAGAACUGUCUGAUACAGUUGCCCCCCAGGAGACCAGCUACACCCCCAUCCUCAACCAGGUUGAACCCCUGAUAUCCCCCACCACCCAGGAGACCAACUCCAACUCGCUGAGCAUGACACAGUCAAACCCAUCCAAUCCCAUCCAACCCCAUCCUACCCCAUCCUACCCCAUCCAACCGUAUCCUACCCCAUCCAACCCCAUCCUACCCCAUCCAACCGUAUCCUACCCCAUCCAACCCCAUCCUACCCCAUCCAACCGUGUCCUACCCCAUCCUACCCCACACAACCCCAUCCUACCCCAUCCAACCGUAUCCUACCCCACCCAACCCCAUUCUACCACAUCCAACCGUAUCCUACCCCAUCAAACCCCAUCCUACCUCAUCCAACCGUGUCCUACCCCAUCCUACCCCACACAACCCCAUCCUACCCCAUCCAACCGUAUCCUACCCCAUCCAACUCCAUCCUACCCCAUCCAACCCCGACCAAGGAAGAGGAAAUAUGACUACAUGCAAAAAGAGUGUCCAGUGCAUCCGGGGCAAACGAUUUUCCCUAUUCUCAAGAUUCUUGCCAAUAGAACUUCAAAUGAGGGUCAGGAGCAGAAAGUGAGGUGGAAGCCAUGCUCUGGAUGUGGCAAGAAAUGGGACGAUGACUGGAUCAAGGCCGAGGACCGGGUUUCUCCAGUUUAACCAUACUUUAUGCACAUAUGUAUUACAAACGUAUUGCAACAGUGACACUUUUUUUGUUGGUUUUGGAUCUGUACUCCUGAACUGUAUUUGAAAUUAUACAAAGACUAUGAGGUUAAAGUGCAGACUAUCAGCUUUUAUUUGAGUGUAUUUUCAUCCAUAUCUGGUGAACCGUUUAGAAAUUACAGCACAUUUUGUACAUAGCCCCCCCAUUUUGGGGGAACAAAAGUAUUGUGAUAAAUUCACUUAUGUGUAUUAAAGUAGUCGAGUAUUUUUGUCUUUUAUGUUUGUAUUGAUUCAUUUCACUAUGUUAUUAAAUAUUUAUGUUUAAUUUCACUCUCA
Salvelinus namaycush (lake trout) is the source of this 2588-nucleotide messenger RNA. RefSeq names its product vegetative cell wall protein gp1-like. Bases 1140 to 2249 code for a protein of 369 amino acids. The transcript has 9 exons. NCBI's taxonomy places the organism in Eukaryota, Metazoa, Chordata, Actinopteri, Salmoniformes, Salmonidae. The record is from RefSeq and is a predicted model, not a curated record.